This is a messenger RNA of Coffea arabica (coffee), 1178 nucleotides long. The record is from RefSeq and is a predicted model, not a curated record. Lineage: Eukaryota; Viridiplantae; Streptophyta; Magnoliopsida; Gentianales; Rubiaceae.
GAAAAGAUGUGCUUGUGCAACACAAAAGGGUCGUCUGGAUUUUCAUCCUCUUCCACCGCGGAUGAAGUCACUGAGGGCAUUGACGCCUCUGGUCUCACUGCCAUUGUCACUGGUGCAUCAAGUGGUAUUGGUACUGAAACGGCCCGUGUUCUUGCACUGCGUGGAGUCCAUGUCACAAUUGCAGUCAGAAACAUGGCUGCAGGCCAAAAGGUUAGAGAAGCCAUUGUGAAGGAAAUCCCUGAAGCCAAGAUCGAUGUCAUGGAGUUGGAUCUUAGUUCAAUGGCAUCUGUAAGAAGAUUUGCAGCAGAGUUUAAUUCGUUGGGUCAUCCCUUGAAUAUCCUAAUUAAUAAUGCAGGAAUCAUGGGUACCCCUUUCAAGCUAUCCCAGGACAACAUAGAAUUACAGUUUGCCACGAAUCAUUUAGGUCAUUUUCUUUUAACGAACCUGUUGCUGGACACCAUGAAGAAAACGUAUUACAAAAGUAAGAAAGAGGGGAGGAUAGUAAACGUUUCAUCAGAUGCUCACCGCUACACAUAUCGUGAAGGUAUUCGUUUCGAUAGGAUCAGUGAUGAAAAAGGAUACAGUAGCUUCUUUGCUUAUUGUCAAUCAAAGCUGGCUAAUCUACUGCACUCCUAUGAGCUAGCCAGACGCUUUAAGGAAGAAGGGGUGGAAAUAACCGCCAACUCUGUUCAUCCAGGAGUGAUUAUCAGCAAUGUUUUCCAUCAUGAUAAUGCCAUUUCAGGGCAAGAGCCUUCCGACCAAUUAAUAUUUCUUCGUUUUUUUUUCCCGGCACCCCUUUUAACUUGGACGUUCCAGGGAGCUUCGACAACCUGCUAUGCAGCAUUGCAUCCGCAAGUCAAGGGAAUUAGCGGAGCAUAUUUUCGGAACAACAACAUAGCCAAAGCUAGCUCAAAGGCCAUGGACGCAGAUUUGGCUAGCAGACUCUGGGAGUUUAGCUUGAACCUGGUAAAGCAAAAUGGAGAUGAUUCCUGAAAAACCAGUUCUACAACAAUGGACGUAUAUAUUGCUGAUAAAUUCGACCAUGGUAUAAUAAUAAAGUGGGAAGAAAAUAAGUUCUGUUUAAUAAUUGUUUGCGUAGAAAAGUCUACUUUCUUUUUUAAAAAGAUGUUUAGAAAAAUUAUGAGGACACUGCGAGUUGUGCACAUAUUAGUACAAGG